UAGAUAGAUAGAUAGAUAGAGACAAACAGGAAGUUUGUUCACAUGAGAUACAGCUUUGCAUUUAUUUUAAAUCUUACUUUAGCAGUCAUUAGUCAUAAGGCUGAACAGCUGUGAAUUAGAGGAUCUUCACAGCUUCCUUGAUUCAUGCAAAGAGUUUCAUUCACGAUUUCCUGAAUUUUGACGAUGACCCACAGAUAUUAACUGGACUCGCAGGCUGACAGCAGAGGCAGCCAGACAGCAAUGGACAGCGUAAACGUUCGUCAUAAAGAGGAAGAUGGCACAGUGUUAUUUGAGUCAUAUAUCCCUCCUUCUCGGGAUGCUAUCCACCUGCCCACCUACGUCCUCUACCUGCUCAUAGCCGUCUUCAUCGUGUUUUCGGUUCUCUACGCCAUCACGGGCCACCUCAUCAAAGACCUCAUCCAUGACUGUGCAGACUGGCUGUUUGGGGAGCAGCCUGCAGAAGUGGUGGUGAACUACUGUGAGGCCAAGGAUAAGUUCAUGGCAGACUGGUCCCCACAAACCAGCCCUGAAGUAGAGGCAAUGGCCCGGGAAGAGGAGAACAAGGUGAUUGACAGAGACUUUAUGAAAUCUCCUGCCAUCUGGAUCAUCUCUACAGAACCACGAGGGACAAAAACAGGACCCCGCGUGGUCUUUGGGAAAAGGACUUGAACCCAUCAGAGACUUGCUGUCGUUACAGACCUUCUGUAUGUGAUGUGAAUGUAUAAAUAUCUAGAUGGAUGAUGAAGGUAAAGAACCAUUUCUGUGUGAGGCUCAAAAUAGAUUAUUAGAUUUAAUUUCAAUAUUGUGCAAAAUAAGAUUAAAAAGUAAGAUUAAAGAUUUUAGUAUAA
Molecule: messenger RNA, 848 nt
Organism: Neolamprologus brichardi
Lineage: Eukaryota; Metazoa; Chordata; Actinopteri; Cichliformes; Cichlidae
Source: RefSeq, a predicted model, not a curated record